Messenger RNA from Ogataea haglerorum, 1788 nucleotides. RefSeq lists its product as uncharacterized. The record is from RefSeq and is a predicted model, not a curated record. Lineage: Eukaryota; Fungi; Ascomycota; Pichiomycetes; Pichiales; Pichiaceae. The transcript has a single exon. Bases 1 to 1788 code for a protein of 595 amino acids.
AUGAAUGGAGGCUCUUCAGGGCCGUCUCAGUCUCCGAAGAGCAUGAAACAGCAGCGGUUCUGUCUUUCUCCGCGGCAGACACGCGGUCCUGGCGGCGAGGGCGCCGCGCGGGAGAUCAGUUUUGGCCGCGGCCCCGGCGACUCGGAAGGGUCGUCGGACGAGGAUAUAUUCAAUGUGCGGAAAAAAGCCAGGACAGAGCGCAAGGCGACGCCCAAAGCCGUUAAAGAAACCAGCUCGAUCACGUCUCUUCUGUCUACGGCCGUGCAGGCGCGGUCAAAGGACAAGCUGAGCAAGGAUCUGGGAUUUGACCUGGAUGCUGCCCUAAAAGUGACGUCGAUCAGCAAAAAGCACGAGAAGGUGAUGCAGCUAAGGCGGGAGGAGGACGAAAUAGACCGCAUGGUGGCGGAGAACGAGGCAGAGCUGCGCCACGAGCAGCAGGCCGCCGAGCAACUGGAUAGACAGAUCAGUGCGCGGGUGGACCCGUCGCACAAGGGUUAUAUAGAGCAGCUCCGAGAACGCAUGCUGAACGGCGACACCGCCGUCACAGACGUGUGUUUUCUGGACACCCCAGGUUUAUAUGGCCAGAGGCCCACGACGAGGCUCGAGCUGCUGCCGGAGACCCUGCUAGGAGACGGACGCUGGUACCUGGGCCGCAAAACGCUGGACUCGGACGUGAUUAGCGACGUCAUGCAGCUGCCGGCGACGAGCGUGUGGCGAAUGCUGCAGACGGAUCUCAGCAACGAGAUGGUGGCCGACGAGGGCCUUAUUCGCGACUUUAUGCUGGCCGACGGGAUGGCGGGCCACAGAGCACGGUUCGAGAUCGAGUCGAAAAAACGGUCCCCCCACGUAACGGCACAGGUGCUGAAGUUGCAGCUUCUGCUGUCGCUGGUGCGCUCGUCCAAGACGAAGACGGCAGGUCUGCCCGAGCUGCGCGUGUUUGUCACCAUCGUCGUCCGGCUGCUCGUCGACGCGCGCGUCAACGACCCCAACGUCGACGACUACAUCUGUAUGGGCCAGGGAAGCGUGCACGCCAUUCAGCUGCUCAACGAGAUACUUGUGAGUCUCGGGCGAUGGUAUUUCGAGCUCUUCGAGCGGCCGUUUCCCGAGCUUGCCCGCGACUGGCUCCAGCUGGUGUGCGAAAUCGUCGACGAUGAGCUUGGCGAGCACCUAACGCUCGUCCACCGCCUAGUUUGCAACCUGCAGCAGCUGACGGUGCCGAUUCUGCGCUACCUCAAACUCUGGCUGAUAUUCAAGUUUCUGAUCGAGAAAAACGCAAACGACGAGUCCGGCCUCGACUCUGCCGGGCUGCAGGGCCUGGCGCGGCAGCUGCUGACGUAUGCGUUUGAGAAAGAGGACCUGGUGGCUGCGCUGUACCAUUUCAGCCGCGUUUUCAGCCGGUGCUCGCUAAAACUGGCCGCCGAAACCCGCACUCGCCCGACGCUGCACGCCGCGCUUGCCCGGCUCAAGCUGUACCAGAUGGCAGUGUUCAUGACGCUGGGGUGGCUCAAAGCCUCGCUGCUCAACAAAAGACUCGGCUUCUCGCUCAACGAGUCCACGUACUACUCGGCCGACUACCACGAGCGGCUGCAACUGGACCUCUCCGGGGUGCCCGAAAACGAGUAUCUAUUACACCACAUCAAGUUCUAUAUCAACAUGGUCAAGAACAGGUACCUCCGCAACUAUAGCGGCGCAAUUCUGCCGACGGUGACCGAGUGCGUGGCCGUUCUGACCAACGUGCUGGCGCGCAUCGAGCGCGAGCUCACAAUGCCCGAGAUCUUCACGGACUGA